Mollisia scopiformis is the source of this 1095-nucleotide messenger RNA. RefSeq lists its product as uncharacterized. The record is from RefSeq and is a predicted model, not a curated record. The transcript has 4 exons. The coding region runs from base 1 to 1095 and encodes 364 amino acids. Gene Ontology annotation, biological process: regulation of transcription by RNA polymerase II. Gene Ontology annotation, molecular function: DNA-binding transcription activator activity, RNA polymerase II-specific. Lineage: Eukaryota; Fungi; Ascomycota; Leotiomycetes; Helotiales; Mollisiaceae.
AUGUCACAAUUGUAUCAAGCAUUCUGUGCAAUGCGACUUUCUGGUGACAGCUUCCACUGGGUCAGUAGGAGGUUUAUCCAAUAUACACAAUCAAACAACAGUCCCCAUGUUUCACAUGAAACUCCUCAAUUCGAUCAAAAUGGAGUUUCCUCUGGGUUGAACGAAACAUCUUUACCAUCGUUAAACUUAACUGACCUAGAGCUUCUCCAUAACUAUACCACCUCGACGGCAUUCACAUUACAUACAGAUCCAGCACUCAAGACACUAUGGAGAAUUAAUGUGGCUCAGCUCGGGUUCGAGAACGAUUUUGUGAUGCGAGGCAUUCUUGCUCUCUCUGCUCUUCAUUUGGCACGCUUCAGGCCUGAAAGGCGGGAUUUUUACAUGUCCCAAGCCAUUACUCAACAUCAGGCUGGGCUAAGAAUGACUACUGGACUGAUAUCGAGCAUUACGAAAGAGAACUGCAGUGCUAUCUAUUUAUUCUCAGCACUUACUCUGUUUUUCACACUCGCUAGUCCACGCAAACCAGGCGACUUCCUCCUUGUAGGCGAGAAUGGAAUAGCAGACUGGCUGUAUUUGGUCAGAGGCACCAAUUUCAUCAUCGAAUCCUCCGAAGAAUUUCUAUUCAGCGGCCCCCUUGGUCCCAUGUUCAUGGCUGGUAGACGAAGAACGGAACUCAAAGAGCGAAUCCUUGCAGAAACUCCAAUACAAGAUGACCCACUCAACGAACUCAUCAUCUUAAUCACGGAGACGAGCCCCGAUCGCCAAAAGCUACCUAUCUACUUAUCGGCCAUCAACACUCUUCGAAAGUCGUUUGUUUUCCAAAACAAACAAGCUCCACCAGGCCACGAAACGGGUGACAUCUUCUUUUGGGUGUUUCGUAUCCCUGAUGAUUAUCUUGAGCUUCUAAGACAGCAUUCGCAAGAGUCACUUGCUAUAUUGGCAUAUUUCUGCGUGGUUCUGAAGCGGCUAGAUGCCCAUUGGUGGAUGGAAGGAUGGAGCACUCAUCUGAUCUCGAAGAUCUGGAACCUUCUUGAUGAGGAGCAUCGAUUGUGGAUCAGAUGGCCAAUAGAGGAGAUCGGCUGGAUUCCAAGUUGA